AUGAAUGCAGACAAAAGUCUCACCGAGGGUUCGCAGCCCGUUGACAGAAAUGCCGCCGGAUACGUCUCGGACUCCAACUCCGAGACCAGCAAGGAACAGGACCUACUAGCUCACCAUGGACACGACCCUGCUCUGAGCCGGAAGAUGGCUCUGGUGAACGAUGCCAUCAAUGAGCUCGGGUGGACUCCCUACCAUAGCAUACUGUUCUGCCUCAACGGAUUCGGAUAUGCGGUCGACUCACUUGUCAUGCUGCUCCAGUCCGUCAUUGCAGGCCAGGCCUACCGCGAGUUCGGCGAGCAUGGUUACGCGACCGCCAUGACUAUCGCCCUCUACGCCGGCAUGUUCGUCGGCUCCUUGUUCUGGGGUCUCGGCGCCGAUAUCAUCGGCCGCAAACAUGCCUUCAACUUCUCGCUGAUCAUCUGCUGUAUCGCAACCAUUGUCGCCGGCGGCAUGCCCAACUGGCCUUCGCUUGGGCUCUUCAUUGCCCUGAUCGGCUUCGGUGCCGGCGGCAACCUGGUCUUGGAUACCACCGUCUUCUUGGAGUUUUUGCCAGGCAACAAGCAGUGGGCUGUCACCCUCAUGGCUCUCUGGUGGGGUGUUGGGCAGGCCAUCACCGGCUUUAUCGCCUGGGGCUUUUUAGUCCCUGAGCAGUGGAACUGCGCUUCCGUCGAAACAUGCACUCGGGCCAACAACAUGGGCUGGAGAUACGUCAUGUUUGCCAGCGGUGCCCUGGUGUUCGUCAUGUCGGUCCUUCGCCUUACCCUGGUCAAGCUUAAGGAGACGCCGAAGUACCUCCUCAGCAUGGGAGAAGAUGAGAAGGUCGUCGAGACCUUCCAGUCCCUGGCCUUGAAGUACGACCGCCCUUGUAGCCUGACGGUCGAGAAGCUGGUUGCGUGUGGCACGAUAAUCAACCAAUCCAACGGUUUCUCCUUCGGCGAGAUGUUGGGUCACCUCAGCGGCCUGUUCACGACACGCAAGACCACUCUCUCGACCCUGAUGAUUUGGCUGUCCUGGAUGAUGAUCGGAAUUGUGUACCCCUUGUUCUACGCCUUCCUCCCCAACUAUCUCGCCUCGCGCGGCGCCGAGGUUGACGUUACCUCUUUCGAGAAGUGGCGCAACUACGCCCUGACCAACAUCAGCGGCAUUUUCAGCCCGAUCCUAGCCGCUUGGAUGUGCAACAUCCCGCUCCUUGGCCGUCGGUACACCAUGCUGAUCGGUGCGCUCCUGACGGCUGCCUUCUUCUUCGCCUACACGGCCGUGCGCACCGCGGACCAGAACGUCGGCUUCUCGUGCACCAUCGCCUUCUGCCUCAACAUCUACUACGGUGUCCUGUUCGCCUACACUCCCGAGGUGCUCCCCAGCGCCCACCGCGCCACGGGCAACGGUGUCGCCGUCGCCGGUAACCGGAUCAUGGGAGCCUUGUCCGCCGUCAUCGCUACCGAGGCCGACACCACCACGUCCGCGCCCAUCUACAUCUGCGGCGCCCUGUUCGCCGGCUUGGGUAUUGUUGCCGCCAUGUUCCCGUUCGAGCCGUAUGGCAGAAGGAGUUCGUGAGCAACCCG
Molecule: messenger RNA, 1562 nt
Organism: Chaetomium fimeti
Lineage: Eukaryota; Fungi; Ascomycota; Sordariomycetes; Sordariales; Chaetomiaceae
Product: major facilitator superfamily domain-containing protein
Exons: 4
Coding region: 1-1554 (517 amino acids)
Biological process (GO): transmembrane transport
Cellular component (GO): membrane
Molecular function (GO): transmembrane transporter activity
Source: RefSeq, a predicted model, not a curated record